CACAAUGAUUUUAGAUGAGUCAUUGUCACUGGCUCAUUGCCAGACAGCCCUCAUUGCUGCCGUGCACACAUACAGCACUUCUGAGCCGUGCAUUAUGAUUAUCAUAUACUGAGGAGCGGUCGCUGCACAACUUGCAAACUAUCUGAGGAAUCCUGUCUUUUCACUUAAAACUGCUUAAAGUUACAUGUCGGUUAGAACCUCCUUCAGCUUGUGUGAAAGUAAAUGUGGUGUGACUACAAAGAGAAUAACUGGCUAUCAGUGAAGAUCGGGUUAAUUCCUUGAAUGGAAUUCUAUGGUGACUUCAAAGAGCAAACAACACUAAAACAUGUUGGGGACAAUGGAGAAAGUGACCGUAAAAUGCAUUAAAAGAAGGCUGAAUAUCCCUGGAGUGUGGAUCUGUAGCACAAGCACCCUCAAAGUACACUUUUUGGGACGCAUUGGAUUAUAGACAGCUACUUUAAAAAUCAACGAUUCUUUGUCAUGAUUUGAUCAGAUCAGUUUUAUACCACAUACACUUUGGUCCACCAAGGACAUUGGACUUUCCAGGUGUUGAAAAUCGCAAUAAAUUGACUAAUGGACUAAUAUGUUGGUUUAAAAUGAAGUUUAUGGGCAGUCAGCAUGACGUAUAAAUGUCAUAUUUUAGAUUUUCUCUAAGUGAGCUGCAAGUCUGAGAAUGUUAUGUUCAAGGAAGAAGAAAGCCAGUCUAAAGCACUGUACAACUAUCGCUGUCCCUUCUAUGAAAGGUCAUGGCUACCUUGAUUACACCAUUGAAAAUCAUUCUUCUAAAGCUUUCGAAAAGAUGGAUGAGUUGCGAAAGAAUAAUCAGCUGUGUGAUGUCCUCAUAAAAGUUAUUUAUAAUGGGCAAGAAGAACACUUCCCUGUACAUAAGAUUGUGCUGGCAUCUUGCAGCUCCUUUUUCAGAGCUAUGUUUACCAAUAACUUCCGCGAGUGCUACGCCAAGGAAGUCACCAUCAAGGAUAUAUGCCCUAUAGUAAUGCAGAGACUUAUAGAAUUUGCCUAUACAUCAAGGAUUACAGUUGGAGAAAAAUGUGUCUUGCAUGUACUCUUAGCUGCAAUGAGAUACCAGAUGGAGGAUGUGGCGAAGGCCUGCAGUGACUUUCUCAUAAAACAACUUGAACCCAGCAAUGUCAUUGGAAUCGCCAACUUUGCUGAGCAAAUAGGAUGUACAGAGCUACAUAAAAAAGGAAGAGAAUACAUCAAUAUGCACUUCAGUGAGGUUACAAAGGAGGAGGAAUUCUUAAAUCUUUCUCACUGUGAGCUAUUGGCCUUGGUCAGUCAAGAAAGCCUAAAUGUCCUGUGUGAGACUGAGGUGUACAAUGCCUGUGUGAGAUGGAUGCAGUGGGAUUUGAACAACAGAGCCCAAUAUUUUCAUGUCUUGCUAAAUGCAGUUCAUCUCUAUGCUCUACCACCCAAAUUCCUGGCAGUUCAGCUAAAACAAUGUCCCAUCCUAAACCGAGAGAAUUCCUGCAGGAUGCAUCUUACCAAGAUUUUCCAAGAAAUGUCAUUGCACAAGCCUCUCCCACGAACAAAAGUAAGAGGCAACCAGCUCAUCUAUGUUGCUGGUGGCUACCUUCAUACCUCAUUGAGUUCUAUGGAUGCAUACAACCCACAGACUGGGGAAUGGAUUAAGCUUGCUGACAUGCUAGAACCAAGAAGUGGUCUUGGGGCUUGUAUUGUCAGUGGAUUGUUCUAUACUGUGGGUGGAAGGAAUCAUUCCUCAACAGACAAUACAGACUCAAAUGCUUUAGCCUGCUUCAACCCACUAAAUAAUCAGUGGACGCCAAAAGCAUCAAUGAAUGUUCCCAGGAACCGUGUCGGGGUAGCAGUAGUUGAUGACGCCAUUUAUGCAGUAGGAGGCUCAUCUGGAUCAGAACACCAUAAAAGUGUUGAAAGGUAUGAUCCUGAAAUCAACCAGUGGACAUUUGUUACUCCAAUGCAUGUUGCCCGAAUUGGCGCUGGAAUAACAUCAUGUUGUGGGCUUUUGUAUGCAGUUGGUGGAUUUGAUGGAGAAAGCCGACUGAACACUGUAGAACGUUAUCACCCUGAACAUGACCGAUGGUAUUCUGUGGCAUCAAUGAACACUAUACGAAGUGGAGCAGGUGUUGUGUGUCUGGACAAUUAUUUAUAUGCUGUUGGAGGAUAUGAUGGCAACAAUCAGAUAAACACAGCAGAAAGGUACAAUAUAAUCCACGACUACUGGGAGCCUGUGGCACCAAUGAAGCACAAAAGAAGCGCACAUGGCCUGGCUUUACACCAAGGAAAGAUUUAUGCUCUUGGUGGUUUCAAUGCAGAUGGCUUUCUUUCUUCUGUAGAAUGUUAUUGCCCAGAAAGUAAUACAUGGACAGAAGUAGCAGAAAUGCCCAUAGGGUGCAGUGGCAUGGGUGUAGCAGUAACCAUGGAGCCAUGUCCGGACACUGUCCAAGAAACAACGGAAGACAUCUUGGAGGCUUAGAACGUAAUUUACGUUUGAAUUUAUUGCUGCUGUCCUUUGAAACCUUUUAGUUCCUUAGUCAUUGCAGACAUUAAACAGGCAGAAUUCAGAUUAUAGCCGGAUACACACAUGCACUUUUUAUUUUGUUGUGUUGCAGUUUUUUUUUU
Messenger RNA from Hyla sarda, 2619 nucleotides. Its product is annotated as kelch-like ECH-associated protein 1A. The record is from RefSeq and is a predicted model, not a curated record. Gene Ontology annotation, molecular function: protein binding. The transcript is spliced from 7 exons. Lineage: Eukaryota; Metazoa; Chordata; Amphibia; Anura; Hylidae. Bases 674 to 2473 code for a protein of 599 amino acids.